AUGGCGCUUGUCUUGUUUGCCGUGCUUGGCUCCCUGGUCUACUCGGGCCCGGCCGACCAUGGGGACACCACCAGCAGGACCGAGCGAAACAACUGGGCCGUGCUGGUGGAGACGUCUCGCUACUGGUAUAACUAUCGGCACGCAGCAAAUACGCUGUCCUUCUACCACACUGUCAAGCGCCUUGGUAUCCCCGACUCACAGAUCAUCCUCAUGAUGGCAGAGGACAUGCCAUGCAACUCGCGGAACGCGCGGCCUGGGACUGUCUUCAACGAGAAGCAGCAUAGGCUCAACCUCUACGGCGAGGACGUGGAGGUGGACUACCGGGGCGAUGAGGUUUCCGUGGAAAACUUCUUACGUCUCCUGACAGGGCGCCAUGCGCCAAGCACGCCCCGCAACAAGCGGCUGCUCACGGACUCCUCGAGCAACAUCUUCAUCUUCAUCACCGGCCACUCCGGUGAAGAGUUCAUCAAGUUCCAGGACUGGGAGGAGCUCACCUCCAACGACAUUGCAGACGCAUUUAAGCAGAUGCAGCAGCAGCGGCGGUACAAGCAGAUCUUCUGGGUGAGUGACACCUGCCAAGCAGCCACGCUGCAGAAUCAGUUUUAUUCGCCUGGCAUUCUGGCCUAUGGCAGCAGCGGCAAGAAGGAGAACAGCUACAGCCACCACAUCGAUCAUGAGCUGGGUGUGGCCGUCAUCGACCGCUUCACGUUCCACGCCCUAGACAAGCUGAACAGCCUUGCGUCCUCCUCUUCUGAAACGGUCAGGUCCUUCACCAGCUGGUUCAACCCAAAGCUGCUGAAGGCGCACCCGGAGUUGCGAGCAGACCUCUUCGGGCGAGACCCCGGGUCUACGCUAUUGACGGAGUUCAUGGCCUCCACUGGCAGGCCUCGGUUCCAAGACCGCCUGCUGCCUGUGGCAGCCAGUCCGGAUCAG
Messenger RNA from Symbiodinium necroappetens, 933 nucleotides. The record is from the annotation of a GenBank genome assembly. NCBI's taxonomy places the organism in Eukaryota, Dinophyceae, Suessiales, Symbiodiniaceae.